Molecule: messenger RNA, 1567 nt
Organism: Pieris napi
Lineage: Eukaryota; Metazoa; Arthropoda; Insecta; Lepidoptera; Pieridae
Product: protein ALP1-like
Exons: 2
Coding region: 142-1320 (392 amino acids)
Source: RefSeq, a predicted model, not a curated record
GGCUACCGUGCAACGGCACGGCGCCGUCGCCGUGACACGGUACGACGCCGUGCCGCACCACGGUGCCGCGGGCGAUGUGCGCGGGGGGCAAUUCUCAGUCGAUAUUUCGCAGUUGUUGUACUCGGACGUGGUUAUCUGGAUAUGGAUCACGAAAUUAUUCUCCUGAUGUUACUAAGACGACGAAUGAAAAAAAAACAGAAACAGAGGAAAUUUUGGGUAAAUCCAUAUAUUCUUACAAUGAACCAAGAUGGAGGUCAUUUCAAAAGGAAAUAUGAAGCCCUAAAAAUAUGUGGGAAUGAGAAAUUUUUUGAAUAUUUUAGAAUGACCAUAACAAGUUUUGAACAACUAUUUACCAAAUUAGCACCUCGUUUACAAAAACAAUACGUGUUCAGAAAACCUGUUGAUCCUAUUGAGAAGCUUGGUUUAACUGUCAGGUUUUUGGCAACAGGGAAUUCAUUUAGAGAUAUGGAAUUCACAGAUUAUCGAGGAAAAAGUACAAUCAGCAGAAUAGUGCAAGAAGUAUGUCGUGCUAUUUGGGACAUUCUUUUAUCUGAAUGUAUACCGACAAUAACCGAAGAGCUUAUGGAACAAAUAGCGGAAGACUUUGACAAAAAAACAAAUUUCCCAAAUUGCAUGGGGGCCUUAGACGGGAAGCACAUUCGCAUUAACAGUCCCGCCCACAGUGGAUCUCUUUUUUUCAACUAUAAAAACUAUAAUUCUAUCGUGUUGCUGGGACUAGUCGAUUCUAAAUACAGAUUUGUGUAUGUCGAUAUUGGAGCGUAUGGAAAAGAAUGUGAUUCGACAAUUUUUCAGAACACAAAACUAUAUGAAUUAUUAAUUCAACAUCGACUCCCCAUACCAGUUUCAAAGCCUUUGCCAGGCCUUCAAAAACCAGUUCCGUAUGUCUUUAUUGCAGAUGAAGGCCUACCGUUAAUGAGUAAUCUAAUGCGUCCAUACUCAGGGAAACAUUUAAGUAUUGAUCAAAGAAUUUUUAAUUACCGUUUGAGUCGGGCCAGACGAAAUGUCGAGUGUGCUUUUGGCAUACUUGCAAAUAAAUGGCGUAUAUUUCACAGGCCUUUAAACGUCAAAUAUGAUUUUGCAACAGACAUUAUCAAAGCAUGCUGUGUAUUGCACAACUUUGUUGUAUCUCGAGAUGGAAGUAAAAUGUCCGAAGAACUGUAUAUCGAUGACUUCCUUUUGGACUUGCGACAAACUAUAGAUGACGUUUCUUUAUCAAAUCCAGUAAAUAUAAGAGACGAGUUUUCUAAAUAUUUGAAUAGCGAUGUUGGCGCGCUUAGUUGGCAAUUAACCAAAAUAUAACUCAAAACCAGUCACGAAAAAAAAAGAAAUUCCUACCUGCCUUCUAUUAUCAAGACUGAAUUCCUAUGUGGAAGAGACGUCAUCUCAAAGUACACAGGAACUGUAUGGUGUACAACCAUUAUUAUAGAUCUUAUUACAGCAGCGCAAGUUCUAUUUCUGCAUAAAAAUAUAUCUCGAUGAGACCACGACUGUACCUACUCCAUUAUCAUAAAAACAUUAAAAACAAAUAAAUGUUAGUACUCACCCA